CCGGCUACGUACGCGCACGCUACCGUACAGUUCAUUUUUUUUUUUUUUUUUUAUCUCCGACCGUUUUACUUAUAUUAUAACACCGCGUAUUUUUUCCGCUUGUUUGUAGGUACAGUAACUCGUGCGCAGUCCACGAGACGCAACAGUCCGGCUGCACGAAGACGGUCGAUGGUUUAACAUCGUUUGUUUGUUUAUUUAUUUAUAUUUUUUCGUAAUCCACUAAUCGGUUUGUUUUCCACGCGCUCAGUAGUUUGUACACGCGAUAGUGUCAUCCGUAUACGCUAAGGUAUACGAUAUAAUCGAUCGCUAUAAAUCCGUUCCGUUGAACUUACCAGUGAACCUAUAUAGGCAUAUAAAUAAUUAUACGUACAUCGCAAUCAAGUAUAAUAGUAAUUAUACCGUUAUACACGCUGCGCGUCGACUGCCGUGCUUCAACGUUUAUUUUACAGUAAGUCUAACAAUUAUUAUUACCUAUAUUAUUGAAAUCCCCCGUUAUUAUUAUCGGUGUGCCCCGUACGAAAGAAUCCUUGUGUGAAUAUUAUAAUAUCGACCAUUCGGUUCGACAUGUCAACCACUCAAAAAAAAAAAAGGACUUUCGUUUAGUAAUUAUAUUUUUCAGUACAAUUUUAAUUCAAUAAAAAAUAAUAGAAAUCAGCAGUUAUAUUAUUGAUGUUUCGUUUAAAAAAAAAACAAAAAUCAUAAUAUUAUUUGCUUAGAUUAUAUCAUAAUAUACAAUUGUAAAUCAUUAUAAUAUUGCUCUCCAGAUAAAGUGUUUAUUAUUAAGUUGAUGAAGUUUUGAAUUGUGGAUAGUCGAAAAUAGGGUAGAUUUUUUUUUUUGUGAAUUAUAACUUAAAAAUCCUUUUAGGUUUUAUCCACGCGUAACUUUUAUAAAAAAAUGUAAACUCGAAUUUUUAGAAAUGUUUAUUUAAAAAUCCACAAAGCACAUCUCUUUGUGCCAACGACUUUAUUUAAAACAUUUGUAUGGUAAUUUUCCUUAAAAAUAUAUUUUAUUUGUUGUUGGAAAUCUAGAAAAAAAUUUCGAAUAUAUUCUGGGUUCAAUUAAGGGAAAAUUCAUCAAAAGACAAAUGAUUUUACCAACUAAUUUUUGUUUUAAACGUGAUAAAAUAUAAUGUCGUCGAAAAUUAUUUCAACUAUACAUAUACUUACAUUAACUUUGUGAAAAUGAAUCGAUCGUCUCAAACAAAUUUUAACAAUAAAUAAUCAUUUAGAGAUUUAUACAAAAUGUUGAAAAUAAAAGUAUCACGAUACGCUUCGUUAUAUAUAAUUCGAGAUAUUGGACGAAAAUAUCUGGGGCUUUUGAACGAUUAUUGGGCGCUCUGGGCAAUUAGCUUGCAUAGGUAAUGCGGCCGAAUGUGGUUAAUCCGGAUCCGGCAGUAAUUAUAAUAAUUAUAUUGCCGCCGAUCGUAGAAAAUCUUUUAAAGCACAUACGGUGUGAAAGUUUUAAAGGAUCUUUUUUAAUAUUAACCGCUCGGAAAUGAUAUUUAAAUAUUCACGAAUCGAAAUCGCAUUAGACGUACACAAACACUCGCGUUUUAUUUCGUAUUUCUUUUCUCAGAUCAUAAUACGCACGUGUAUCUAUAUUAUAUUAUAAUACACAAUAGUCACAAUGAGAAAUCACGCGUAUACGUCUAAAUAAUAAAAAUAUUAUUGUCGGGGUGCAGGCCGAAAUUACCGUGUCCGAAACACGCGGGUUAAUACUUUGCAUAUUAUUGCCGUUUAAACAUCUGUAUAAAUGCUGUUUUGACGUUAUUACAGUUUUACUUUUGGGAACCGCGGUUCUUUUUUUUUUUUUUUUUUAUUGGAUUCCGUUUUAUAGAAGUGAAAACUUAUUCGAUAAUAUAUUUGUAUGUACACACACAUAUAUAUAUAUACCUACCUACUGCAGUACUACACUAUUGGGAUUAACACUUUCGCCCGAAUUAUAUUCUCGAAAAUUCGUGUCCGGUUAAUUUGCUCCGUUGUUAUUGUACCGAUGUAUACAAACGUCGUCAUCAUCGCCGAAAUCAUUUAAUAAAAUCAUUAAAAUGCGUAUCACACUAUUUAUGGUACGGACCAAAAAAGCUCUGUUUUCGGUUUACAUUGUGUAUCAUUAUCUCUUUGGAAAAUACGCAUAAGCACAUAUCAUGAAUAUGCGACUGAUUUUCUAAUAUUAAUUACAAAGUAUAAUUAUAAUAAAUCGUCAAAAGUAUGCCUACAUAUGUGCAUACGAUAUUUUAUUAGGUUAUUAAUUUCUUUAACUUUUACUCCCAUUAUAAAAUGACGUUCUUUUUUUUUUUUUUAUCAACGGUUAUAAUAUUUUUUCGUUCGCUGUUUAUAUUUAGAUUCUGACUGAAGCGUAUAAUGUAUCGGUUUUACUAUAAUGUGUUUUUUAAAAAAAAAUUAUCUACCAAAAAUGUUGCUCCAACCAAAUACUUUAUAAAAACUUUCUUGUAGAAUUUUUGAUCUAGAUGGUGCAUUGUGGAAUUCAUUUUUUGAUUUCCCUUGUUUUCUUUAUAAAAAUGGGAACAACUGACGAGGUUUUGUAUAAUUUUUGUUGAUUUCUGGGAUACCUUGGCAACAAUGGAAAUAACACGACUAAUAAUACUCGGCUUAGAAUCGUUUUUCGUUAGCAAUCAUUGCGUACAGAUACCGAUUUAUUUGCACUGUACAUUGUCUAUUCAUACUUUCCUUCUAAAACGGUGGCAUAUCUAUCAGUAGUAUCAGCGUUUUUUUUUUCACGAUGAUGACAUAGUAUUUAUAUUUCCGAACUACAAACGAAUAUUAUUUGUUACAAAAAGUUUUACACGUACAUAAUUUUAACAUAAAUAUAAUUGCGAAUUUUAAAUAUAGGUGAAAAACAAUGUUAUAAUUAUUAUUAUAAAUAAUAAUACCUAUAAGGUUGUAACAACUUCUAUAUAAUAUCUAUAUAGUUCAACAGACCCGGUGUCGGUAUCGAAUUCCGGUUUUAUAAAAUUAUAAAAUUUGAUCCCGUAGCUAUAUAAUAUUUUUUAUCUCUUUGUCGAGAUUGGCUCUAUCUUAAAUAAACUAUACUUAACUAAAAAAAAAUUAAACCUUAUAGCGAGGAAAACACAGUUGAAAAUAUUAGGUCUUCUAUAAAUAGUAUCAGUGUAUAUGUAACUAGGUAGGUACAUAAUUAUACACACCUGUAUCCACACUAGUUACAUAUACCUAAUAUACAUGCAUAUAAAAACAAACGAUUUUUCGCGACCUUUAUAAUUAUGCAUUAUAAUAUAUAUUAUACGUGGGUACAAAGAGCAUAAACAUUAUAAUUACGUAUUUAUUUUCAUAAGCGUUUUUUAAUUGCUCAAUUCGAAUUUAGACGUUUUAUACGAAUAAUAAAAACAGUACAAUUUGUUUCAUUACAAACCGUUUGUUAUAUAGUGUAAUAAUAAAUGCAUAUAUGUGUAAAAAUGGUAAAAAUAAAUAUUAUUUCACUAGAUCAUGUUCAACAUUUUAAUAUAUUAUUUUGGAAUAAUCGGGCGAUUACUAUAAUACCGCAGUGCCUUGCGUCAAAGUCUCUCUGCUCUGUAUAAUAAACUCGUAUUAUUAUAUUAUUACGAAACGUUAUCAAACAAACUCACCGUACUGUAUCGGCGAAAUAAUGGGAAAUUCGUAUAUAAGGAAUCACGGAUUAAAAAUAAACGCUGCGCCAUCAAGCAUCUUCCUGAUUACACAUUGUUUUUGUUACAUAAAAUAUAAAUGGGUUAUUGUGUGUGUAUUGUAAAAUAUAAUUUAAAUUACACAAAAUAAACGAACAACCUACUCGCGAUAAAGAAAAAAAAAAAGAUACGUACUAGAUAACUGUACGUAAUUUACGUAAAUUAUAAUAUAGUUUCUCAACAUUUUCGGCCAAUUAAACAUUAUAGUUUUAGUAUAUCGAACAAACAUUCAGUGUACAAAAAAAAAAAAAAAAACGCAUAUGUAUAUAUAGACGUUAAUAACUGCAAAUAGAAACACACAUUUUUUUUUUUUGUCUUCUAAAUUGUAUGUUUAGGUAUUUAAUAUAUUACUGGUGAUUUUCAUCAAUCCCCUAUCGAUUCUAAUAUAACCAAUUACAAUGUAUUUAUUUGAAUUCGUAUACAGUAUAUUUAAUAUGGGAAGGGGGAAAACUUAAAUUUGUUUUGAAUACUGAAGAACAUAAUUGAUGGAUUUUGGAUUUUAACUUACAAGUACAAUCAGAAUGUCGAAAAUUGCUAUAAUAUUUAUUUAUUCAUUGGUGAACACCAAUAAAUAUAGGAGCAAAUGUGUAUUAAAAUUGGUUUUUCUCAAUUAUUUUAUGAAAACAGCUUGAAUGUUCAAAAAAUGAUUACCUCAAUGCAUAAAUUAGAUCUAAAAUGCAAUAAAAAAAGGUUUCUUGUUUUUUUUUUUGUUUGGAGAAAGAUUUCUAGUAGUUGAGUUGUAGUAAAGUUGCCUACAGAUAGAAUAAAAACAAAUAAAUAAAUAAGCACAUAUCAUAGUAAAACCAAUACAUUCAUCAGAAUAUAAAAUUGUAACGCUCAGAAAAUAAUCUAAAACAUAUUAUUGUUGAAAAAAACCGAAUAAAUUUAAUUCACUGCAGUUCGAAAUAAUUUUUGGUUUGUAUCUUAAUGCAGAGUUCAAACUAUAAAGGUUUAAUUUUAUAUAUUCCCUUUUAUAGUUUUUGAAUUAUCGUUAAUAAAGUCAAAACGAGUUAUCAUGUAGGUAAUUUAUUUCUAUUUACAUGUUUGAUUACUAAAUAUUAAAUAAAGUAUAUUUAAAGUGUGUUAAAUAAAAGUAAUUGGAAAAGUAAUUGUCUAUAAUUUUAAUUUUAAAAUAUUUAACUCGUUAUUUGUAGGACAUUAAAAGAAGGUUACUUAUUUUUUUUUUUUUUUUUUUUUUUUUACGAUAAUAAUAAGUUGGUUUUGUUAAAUUAUUACAAUAAUAAUAUAGUGAUUAAUAAUUUGUUUGUUGAUUAUAAUAACUUGAUAUUAUGUAUUCAAAUAUAUUGACCUAUAUCAUUUUGAUAUAUAUUUUUAAAAAUUAUAUAUUUGGUCUCUGGGAAAGAAGAGCUUAUAUCUAUUUUGUGUAGUUUUCAAUACAAACAAAUUACAUUUUUAAAAUUUUUAAAUGACAUAAUGGACAUAAUUAUUAAUUUACUUAAUGGCCUAUCCGAAAUUCAGACGUUUUAAAUGCCCUAAGUCAUAUAAUUAUAUGACUCAUGCCUUUUUUUAUUUCAAAAAAAAAGUCUACCAUAUUGACUUAAGAUAUUUUAAUACUAUACAUACUAUACGUUUCGAGCUGAAAAAAAAAACGGGAAAAAAAUUACAUACUAGGCCACAAUUAUAAAAAUCAAAAAAAAAAAAAUUGACUUUAUAAGUUGUCUCUAUGAGUUGUGACCAAAGAUAUUGUUAUUGCGUUUUAAAUAAUAUAUUAUGUGCUGGGAAUAUAUUAUUUAUUCUGAAAAAACGCUUGGCCAAAGCACUUAUACAUUAUUGUAGUGUAGCUAAACCGAAAAUGGUGAGCGAGUGCCGAGUAUACUGCCCCCUAAAAAGUGCGUUUUCUGAAAUCCAAAAAAACUAAAAAACUAGUCAUAUAUUUACUCCAUUCGUAAAGUAAUUUAAUAAGUGCCUAAAUUUAACGGAAAUACGACAUGCAUUUUGUCUGCAUUUUAUUCCGCCGCGAAGAACCCGAAUUCCACACGUGCUUUUUCGCAUAGAUAUUUGUUAUUUAAAAAUUAUCCGCCCUUUUAACAUUUUUAUGAGCUCAUGGCGAAAAUUUCAAUAAUUAUUGGCUAUAAUAAACUGUUGUACUUCUAUAAUACUCGUGUAAUGCCGCGUAUUAUUAUAAUAUUUUUAGACGUGUUAAAAAAAAAAAAAAAAUUAAAAUAAAAAAAUACCGAACGCUAAUAAUAUAGUGCACAGCUAGUUGCAAAGUAUACUGUUUAACUCGUCCGUUAUUUAUUAUGAAUCUAUAAUUUACAAGCAAUAUAGUUAACUAUUACUAUAGCUGGUAGGUAGGUGCCUACCUAUAAUACGAACAUCUCCAUUAACUAUCGGACUGACCUCUUCAGAUAAAAUAAAAUUACGGUGUUAGUAGUGCUGUGGCGAUUCGAUUGUAUUAAAUAUAUAGGUACCAUAUCACGCGUCGAAUUUCUGCGGUGAAAGCUUCAAUUAAUCGGAGAUCGAACUAUAUUAAAAAAAUAAUAAUAAUAAUGAUAAUAAUAAUAGUAGUAUGGUAUUUACAUUGUAAUUUGUAUCGAUGAGGAAAAAAAUUGUAAUCGUUAAUGAAACUUAUAUAUAUAAAAAUAUAAUAUCUUGUAGCUUUUUCCAUUUGACUAUAUACACUCGUGUACAGUACGCGUGGCCAGAGAUAUCACACUCGAAGAGUGUACCUGGCAUUAUAAUAUAAAAUGGAUCACGACUGUCGCAUUGUCGUAAUAUAAUGUUAUUUUGAUAACAUUCAUUGGACACACAGAUCACAGAUCAUACAGAUCACACACGAAAUACUAAUCAAAUCGAUAAUCUACACCAUUUUAUUUUUCACACGCUUUUGUAGAUAAGUAAUAUCACACUACACCGCCGUAUGGAAUUUACGUUAUCUAUUGCUUCGGUGAUGGUGGAUGAUAGUAGGCGAUAAAUGUACACCAGUGUAUUCCGAUGGAAAACGCUAUUAAUUAUUAUAAUACUAACUAAUUUAACAUUAUCAUAGUUGAUACAGUUAAAUAGAAGAAAAAUCAAGGCUUCUUCGUCUCUAUACGCGUAGAAUAACUAACCCUUGACACAUAUCGGGUAGUGCUACACUUUAAUUGUAAUUUUAUUGUCGUUAUAUUAUUAUUAUACUCGCGUCUCGUUUUAGACUUGAACUUAUACGUGACCGGGGUGUACGAUAAUAUUAUUUUGUAUAUCCGAGUCCGUAUCGGAUGUUUUUAUAUGUAUAGGACAAGGUGAAAAUUAUUAUUGUCACUUUAGAAAAUCACCAGGUAUGUAGUAAAAUAAUUCCAUGAUGGGAGUUUUAAUUAAUGCAUAGGCACCUAUAUACUUAUAUGUUUUUAUACAUACUUUACCUACGCGACGCACGUGAUGGGUUUUUUAAAUUAUCGUUUAUAAACGAAACACACGCGUAUAUUAUAGGAAUAUUACACAUCUAACAACCUUUCUUUUGUCGUUCACGCAUCAAUAUAACAUUAUUGGUACGGAAUUAUUUAGGUUUACACGUUUUGUAUAAUUUACGUCGAGAUGCUUUUUAAAAACCAAUAGUAUACAAUUGUGCUGUAUCGUACAUUUUUAAUAUGCCUAUACGAUUUGAACGACGAUAGUAUUUAAUUUAAUAUAGUGUACGCAUCGGUACCUUCGAUACUUUUUCGAUACUUAAGACAGUAUCGAAUAUCGAAAUCGUGGAAAACACAUUUCGUUGUUUUAAUAUACUAUAUUAUUAAAACAAUAAAUGAUGAUGACGUGAUAAUCACGUUAAAUAGAUUAAAUGAAAUGUAUUAGUAUUGGGGAUCUAUUGGUUUCACUAUGAUGUAUAUUUUUUUUUCAACAAUUUUUCUCCUAGAAAUCUUGCUACAAUCAAACCAUGACAAGAGGUCUUUUUGUUACAUUUUGGCUCUAGUUGGUACUUUAAACAGGUAAUUUUUUGAAAUUUCCAUUAUUAUUCCAGAUAACUUGAAGAUUAACUGGUUCUUUAAGUUAAAUAAGAUUAAAAGAUUAAAAAUAAGGUUGUCACUGCCAACCGUUUUGAUUUAUUUUUUGUUAUUAUUAAGUUUUUAUUAUUUUAAUCUCUUUUAAAUAAUCGUUUUUGUGAAAAUACACGUUGUUUUUUCUUCUUCUUAUUAUUAUUUAUUUUAUAGUUUUUUUCCUUAUUCAGAAUGGUUUAUCGUUACUUAUAGGUAUACAUUAAAUAACUUUAUGUAUUCCAUCAUCCCAACUACCCACCUACAACAAUGGCUAUACCCGUUUCGAGUAUCCGCUCUUUUUUUAAAAUUUGUAUAUCCUGAUUUUAAAUAGUGUUUUAUAAUAACAAAUAAUAUUAAAUAUUAAUUAUUAAUAUAUUAAUAUAUAAUUUUAUUUUUUUUUUAAACAAAGAUAUCAAUCUUUGAUAAUCGAGUAGUGGUAACGAGUAUCAAAUUGGUAUUUGCCCAUCUUUAACAAAUAAUCUAUACGUUUUUUAAUACAGUGUCCUCCGAACAAUCAAGCCUGAAAUACAAGUAUUGCAGGAGUAUACAACUUUUAAUUAACUUUGAACCAGUUCAAAGGAGCAGGGGCAUGCCCAACAAUAUUUAAUAGGACGGGAUGUAGUAAAUAAUAAUUAUGAUUCGUAGAUAAAUUGUAGAAUCUUCUUCUGUUCAUAGUUUAUACUCAAAUCGAAAAUGAGAAUUUAAAAGCCAGGCCCAAAAACGCCAGUUUUAUUUAAUAAAUCUAGCUUUUUUUCGUAGUAAUUUAGCUAAAGUAUAUAAUUUCGUGAUAAAAUUACCAAAUUAAUAUUUAUAUUUAUUUUAUUUUUAAGCCAAUGCAGGAUGUAACCCUUAAACUCCUCCUGCGUAAGCCACUGUUUUUGAUCACCGAAAUAUCUGAUUCUUUAAAUCAGAGUACUAAUUUUGAUCUAUAAAUUUGAUUAAUUUUAAUACGGCGAUUCGUCAAGGUUAAACAUGCUGUUAUACUAAACACUACACUAGUAAACAAAAUAACAAGUUGUAUUAUUUGUCGAGUGUUAAAAUAGUAAAGAAAAUUAAUGUUUUCAUCGAACGAACAAUUCGAGAUGCGUGUAAUACAAUGAUGUAGACUAUAUUAUUGAAAAAAAUGAUUAUAUUCUUCCUACAAAUGUUACCAACACGAACGAAUAUAAUAAUAUAAUAUACAUAGUUUCGUUUUCGAUUUUUUCUCCCUCCGUUUUUAAACAUAACACGGAACACUAGGCAAUCGUGUUUGAUGCGUCGACGCGCUUUAAUCCGUGUAAUAAUAUAUAAUAUUGUAUACAGUUUUUUUGAAAUUUUAUACAGUUGUAUAACAGAUAAAAAAAAAAAAAAAUAGUCAUAAUAAUAAUACGUUUGUGUUAUACUGUCGUUGGUGGAAAGAAAUCAUAACGGCGUGGGAGCGUUUUCGAGCGUAUUAAAGAGGAACACGUAAUAUUAUAAAACACGAUAAAUACACAUACGCACCGGCACUUUGUACACAAUUUAAACUAUUUCAAGGAUUUAAUUUCAAUUGUUAAUCAUAUACAUAUAUGUAUCCACGAUUUAUCCACCCGUGUGGUGACAUUCAACAAUGACGAUAUUUCGUCAUUCCGGUGUAUCUAUAUGCGUAUAAUUUUUCGCGAUGUAAUACGCGAAAUAUCUCAAUAAUAUUUGGUUAACUAUAUUAUCAUAUUUUCAAGAUAAACGGAUGAUAGUCCAGAUUACAUCCAGGGUCGGAUACAGAAGGCUGCUUGUUGUUUUCAUUUUUAUAAACGGUAAACAGCAGUGCCUGAUAGCGUUCCCUAUCAAUACUUAAUUAUGGGAUCCUUAUUGCUUCUUCGUCUCAAGACACUAUUACAGGUUUGAAUUUGCUUGUAAAAUAGGCGCAAAUAGCGGACGGGGGGGGGUUGGCCAAAAAAUUAAAGAUUUAUUGAACCUGAACGUUUUUGUAUGUUUUGAAAAUGAAAUGAAUGAUGACUUAUGACUUUUUCUUUUUUCGCUAUUUAAAUUUUUUCUAAAACGCUCUUUCAUUUUAAUCUCCUUGAGUUCAGUUUACGGUAAUAGAAUUAACUAGAGAUACAGAGUAGGUAUAUACGAUUUCGGUAUACGACGUUAUAACGCGAAUAUUUAAUAUUGACGUUCGAUUUAAAUUUAGAAGAAAAUAAAAUAGAGAAGCCAACUGCGUAAAAUAAUAUUCGUUGAAAAAAAAAAUUUUAACGUAAACACAUAACGGCGUGAGAGUUUUUUCAACGACUACUGAAUAGUACACGACGGUGGUGUCCAGUGUGUAUAUAGAGAAGGUCAAUGUCGCCGCGAUAUUAGCGAGUGAAAGUAUAAAAAAAUGUAAUAUUAUUUACGACGAACACUGCAGAUAACCUUCACCGGUGCUAAAUAAAAUAAUAAAAAUAGAAUAAAAAAAAAAAUAAAAAAAAAAAAAAUACACAUGGCGUAUGUCGUAUUCUCGAACGGCACGAGGUGCUCUCCGUGUUUUAACAGUGUAAACACGCGCACAGCGCACGGUUGGCAUUUUAAUUGAAAGACGCGCGCGUGUUAUAGUACUACGUGUGUUUUGUACAUUGAUAUUUCGUUUUUACCGUAGGUACAGCAGGUAGGUAUAUUAUUGGCGUACACUAUUUUUUACUGCACGACACGUACUCGCGGGUAAAAGUCACUAUCGCGAGCAUUGUAUUACCCCCGUCCAUUCAUUCGUUCAUAAAUAAUGCCAGUGAUCGAAUUAGAAACAUGAAAGAAGAAGUACUAUAGAACUCGCAAAAACAAUUAGAGUCUCUUGUAGUUAUAUUGUACUCAACGUAAACCGUGGUGGGCCUACACACUAGGGUAACCAUAUUUACAAAACUUAAAAACCGGACGAAAUAUCUUGCAUAAAACAGAAUGUAUGUGGUCAUUCUAACCUACACUCCACAUUAUACAAUUUUUAAACAUAAUUUGGUGAUUAAUAAUUUACAAAAAAAAAGUUAAAAACACUACUGUAGUUUUUCAUUAUAUAUAAACGAGUACAUUUAUUUUAGAUUCUACCAGUGGCGUGCCGACGGGAGAAAUAGGGAGGCGAUCUGAAUAUUUUAAGGCUAAGCCUAAGGCUGGCGUCACACGAGCGUACAAAAUGCGCCCGUUACGACGGACGUACUUUUUAACGCGCGUGUUAUAGCGGGCACACGAGUGUUGAAAUGACGUCCGUUGAAAAUAAUUCUAAUUGUAAAUUAUUGCUAUAUAUUUGUACAUUAGUCAUAUUAUACUAGUUGUAAACGGUAGUGUCAAUCGAUUAAUUUUUACGAUUUUUUACGAUGGAUACAUAUAAUGUUUUUAUUUAUGGUUUUUUAGUGUGAUUAUACACUAAAACAAAAACAAAACAUAGAAAAAUUAGGUUAAUCCAAUCGGUCUUCAUCAGUUGUAUUCCAUGAAACUCGAUAUUUUUGGACAUCACUAAUUAACAGCUAGUUGUCUAAACUAAAUACAUAAAAUUUUGAAAAGAAAUUGAAGAAAAUGUCCAACGUGUUAAUUUCAGUAUGAACGUUUUGUAAGUAAUUUCAGGUUGUAGUUUCGUUCACUUCAAUACACUCACAGUACCUUGUGAGCACGUGUGUCCAUUUAUAUUCGAACAAUCAAUAUAAUUCUAAACGCACGUUGAUAAUUUUCCGACGUGUGUACUAGAAAAAAUACGUCGAUAAAAAAUUGACGUCCGUAAGAACGCGCGUUAUUUUUAACGUACGUUGCUCGUGCGCCCGAUCCCAAAACCGACAAUGUACUUCUACGACGCACGUCAAAAAGCACGAGCGUAUCGACGCAUUGCUCUAUAUGAAAAUUGUUAACAAAACGAUGAAAACUCAGUGUUAAAUCUCCACGGGGGAGGGUCGAGGGUUCGUCGCUAGGUAGGUGGGUAUCAGAUUAAAAUGCUCGCCUUUUAAAAUAUUUGAGUUGGCCACGCCACUGGAUUCUAUACUACGAUAGAUUCACCAGGUAAGAAGUGUGUUUUUUUUUUUACCGUGGUCUUAAGUGGAAAAUAGGUAUACUGAAUAUUUAGCGCAAUGAGGAGGUCGUCAUCAGUGUUAUUAUCUGUAUUACGUAUCCACUUAAUCAAUGAUGAUAAUAAUGUUUUUACUGUAAAGCGGUAUAAUUGUUAUUAAUUGUUUAUCCGCGGUCGUAAUUUAUAAAAAAUAUAUGUAUACAUAUAUGUGUAUACGAUUGCUAAACGUUCAUGGUUAUCCAUUGUUUACACUAUUGGUACCUAGGUCGCUAUAUAUUAUUAUAAUUAUACGGUUUUCUUUUAUUUUCGUUUAAACGCACGUUUCGCGAUUGUAUAAGUUCUGUUUUUACUAUUAUCAUUAUGCUCGUGUUUAUACUGGACGCGCGUGCCGUACCUACAAGAUUUACGGCCCGAAAUCCACUGAGAUCAUAAACCGUUUGUUACGUAAUGUACGUUUGUACAACGAGAAUAGCUGAUAGUAUAGAUACCGUUUGUGCUCUAUGAUAAUGUGUAAACAGUUUUGAUUUCCGUUACUAUUUUUCCUCCAGCUGAUUUUAUCGCUCGGGAUUUACGUUAAUUUUAAAAAAAGAAAAGCCAUUUCGUCAUCUGCUACAAAUCUACACACGUUUAUGAAUAGUAUUUUAAAGUAAAAUAUUAUUGUUGUUUGGUAAAUGAGUACUUUCGCUGCGAUAAUUUGAUAUUGAAAUUCCUUUAUAAAAAAUAUACUACAUUAAGCACAAAUGUUUUUUUUUUUUUUUUGACCACAAAGUUUGACUUAUAAUGACGUCCAGUUAAAUUUUCGCGCGUUUCUGUUUGGUUUAAUUAUUUUAUCUAUAGAGUACCUACCUAAUAAAAAUUUACUAAUCAAAUUUAAAUAUCUAUAUAAAUAGCUUAAAAAUGGAUGAAAUGUUUUGAAAAUUUUAUCACGUCUAGAAAUUACAAGUAUAGGUUUUCUCUCAUAAUGUCUCUGUAAAUAUUUUUAACUGAAACACAACAAAAAACAAAAUUUAAAAUAAUAUAUUUCGUACAUUUUCCCGUUUUUCCAACGAUUUUUCCCAAUUGUCAUGAAAACCACUUGGAAAAUCAACAACCAUUCUAAAGAACUAACCAUAUAAAAUUUCAUUUCAGAAAAAAUACUACACUUUAAAUCGAAGAAAAAUGUCUAGUAGAAAAGUUGUUUAUAGAAAAAAAUUAUAAAUUAAUGUAAAACCAAGAAGCUUCGCUCAAAAUAUAAAAGGUCUCUUUGUUUCUUGAUUGGAGCAAUAUUUCAGUUAGAAAAGUUAUUCAUAGACAUAAUGUCUAUACCAUAAUAAUUAUGGUAAAAAAAAAUCGCUCCGUAAUGCAAAAAAAUGCAUUCAAGUGGCAAGUUUUAAAACAAUAUUAUAAUUAAUUUUUAUAAAAUGUGGUCAAAUUAUACAGUGUACAAGUAAAGUAGGGGAGGGGAAAAUUAAAUUAUUAAUUUAAAAUAAUCUACUUGUGUAGAUUAUACAGAUUAUAAAUCUACUUAAGAAAUGUUAAGAAACUUAUUCGUAAUUUUUUUUUUUUGACAGAUAAAAUGUUCUAUUUCGUUUUUUAUAUUUGCGAUUGUCAGUUCAUCUGACUGACCAAUGAAUUAUUGUAAAAAAUUAAACGUCAUAGACAUUAUUUUAAAUGCCAUAUGGUAAUAAUAUUCUACCUAUUGAAUAAGAUAUAAUUUAUAUUGAGAGUUUGUACAUAAUAGCAUGCGUAAAAUUUAAGUGAAUGAACCCUGCAGUUAAAUAAUAAUCUUAUUGUAGUUAAUAGACAGUUAUUAACAACAACAAUGAUAAUAAUAAUAAAUGCAAAAUUCUCAAUAAAUGUUAUUUUUACAUGAUUUAUUGUGUCAUACACUUUCCUUUUUAUUUUAUUUUUUUUAUCAUACGUGUUACUGUUUUGACUUGAUACUAUUACACUAGGAGAAUUGAUUUGAUCACACAUUCUACACCUACUGUUAAAUAGCAAGACAAAAGAACAGGAAAUUAUAUUUUUAGACAAUAAUAAAGAAAAAAAAAUUAUGAAACCGUUUAGACAUAUCUCUGGAACAAAAUACCGAUUUUGGUAAAAAAAAAAAAAAAAAACAGAAAGCCAUUUAUAAAAUAUAUUUUAUCACGAAAUACCAUAUUAUGUAUAUUGCAAAUAUAAGUUAUUAUUUUUUAAGCUUUCUAUGUGAGUUUUAAGUACAAGAAGGUAGAAGGAAGGUUGCGUAUGGACUUCAAAACUAUACAAAUAAUUAUAUAAAUAUUGUUUAUAUUGAACGAAAUCGGGGAAUCACUUAUGCUCCGGCAAUAUACAAUAACCAGAGAUAGGGUUUGGACGUUGUAGCCCUUUAAAACAUUAAAAAAAAAACAACCAAACAUUUUAAAAUAGCCCCGAAAAUAACUAGUAAUUAAAAGAAAAAACAAUUUAAAAUUAGAAAAUACCCUCAAAAAAUUUGAGAAAAGAAAUGUCUAAAGUUAAAUAUAAAAAUUUCGUCCACUUUCGAUGUAUGAAACGGAUACGUAGUCGUGAGUGCCGUGUUAUUUGUAGAUAUGUAACUAAUUAUACAUGCCGGUGUAUGAUUGUACAGAAUUUUACCUGCGGUUUCUCGUUAGUAAUAUCUACCUGAAAGAAAAUUAAUUCUUGGCGUGUAAAAAACCGUUACAGUACCGUUGUAUAAAAAAAAAUUCAAUUUGAAAAUUGCGACAUUAUUUGAUUUGGCCAAGAUAGAUAUUUUGAAAUUAUCGUAAUAUCCAUCAUACUUCAAUUUCUGUCACCCAUAAUAAUUUAAUUUAAUUUGACAAUAACAUAUAUUUUAUAACCGUGUUAUGGUUUAAUUUGUAUAGGUGUUGUAAUAAUUAAUACUGAUUGGUCAUUGACAAACAAGUUCAUAAUUUUCGCACCUACUCGUAAGGAUGGGAAUUCUAUAAGGGGAGGGGACUAAACAAAUUUACUUUUCGUAUGCUUUAAAAAUUUAUUUGUAACAUAAGUUUUAAUUAUUGUAUAAUAAUUUAGUAUAAGUUCUAUUUUAAAAUUAUCUACAUGUAAAAGGUGGCUUCAGUAACUCCCAUUUUCUUGUAUCCAUCCCUGCUUAUUCGUUUAUACACAAUAAUACCGUGAUUUUUGUUUGUAAAUUUUAACCUCGAAUUACUUUAAUAUUUCAAAUACAAAUAAAAUAUAUUUUUUAAUAAUGUUUCGUAGUACACAUACAUAAUAUGAUGGCGUCAAUCAUAUAUCUUUAAUCCCAUAGAGAAUAGAAUAAGUCAAUAUUAUAUAGUUUUUAGUACAAGCAGUUUAAAUUUCAAAAAUACGUACACUUAUACAUUAAUACACUAUAUACACUGAUUUUGAAAAUGUAUACAAUUAUGCCAAUUGGACCGAAAAAUAAAGGGUAACAAUUUCAUAAGACAAAAUUGUAAGAAAAAAUGCCAACAAUUCAGCCCUUCUUUUCUAGAACUAAAAAUACAUUGUUUGGUAUAAUACUACUGAUAUAAUACUGAUAUGGUUUUAAUGUAUAAUAUUGGACAAUUGAACCGAAAAAAAAAUAAAGUUCACUGUACCUACUAGCUGUGGUUUUGUUUUUUAUUUUUCGCGAAUCACCAAAAAAAAAAAAAAUGUUUUUAAUGAUCGCUAAAGCGCAGUGUUCCGGAGGGCCAAAAAUGUAAAUACGUCUGUGGUAAAGUCCACGUCAUAUUUUUAAAUAACGGGACCAUUGUCGGAUGUAUAAUUAUUUGAUUAUAAUUAUACACUGUGUUAUGCUAAUAAUUAAUACAUGUCAUAUAAUUAUAUAAUAUUUUUCGAUGAUUUCUUUUUAUUUUUAUAAUAAUUAAUAUGUUGUUUUCGUAUGAUUAUUCAAAAAAUAAUAAUGUAUGAAGAAAAAUAUGAUGUUAUAUAACGAAUAGAAAGGAAAUAUUAUACUACUAUAUUACAUUUCAAUAGUCGAGUAACUCCAAUGAAUUAUAAAUUCGUAUUCAUGACACUUAAAAUAAUUAUUGAAAUGAAUUACAUACAUUAUUUAUUUUUAACUACGUAACGAAGUAAGCAAAUGACGAAAUGUUAUUUAAUAUAAUAAUUUCGUGUGUUUCAGGAGUAAAUGGGUUUUACCGCUGAACAAUGAUGUGUGCAAGGAUUUUUACCUGUUGGAUUUCUCUGAGUAUCCUUUUGGGUAAAUAUUUAUAGAUAUUCGUAUAUACUUUGAUUUGAAAAAUUAGUUAUACAUUUGUAAUAUUAUUUUUUUUUUUAUUUAGGAUCUGUUUUAUUUGUCAGAGGUGAACAUUUCUUUUUGCCCAAGGAAAACAAUGUAAGUGAAAUAAUUGUAAUUGUCGAGCGAGUUUAGAUUAACAUUAAUACAAGUAUAAUUUCAAAUAGGUUUUCUCCAACGAUUUGCAAGAUGACUGGAUACCGGUAUCUGGUAUUGAUAAAAGGUCGACCAGGCCAAAUCACGGUUUUACGCAAAUGGUCCACAUAACUCCACCGAUACGAUACCCUAACCAGCCGCUCAACCAACAGUCGUCGGCUUCCAACAAGGUCGAAGUGUUCGCACAACCACCGCCUAUAUUGGGUUCUUUUAGUGAAUUCGGUCAUGCGACCGUCGAAGCUCGAGAGCCGACGCACGCUUUGAACUUUAGACCCAGCUAUAGCUUUGACAGGAACUACGAAGAAAUAGACGAACGACGUUAUCAACAAAACGACUUUCACGAGUCUUCUGAAGAACAAAAGCCUCCAUCGAUUGUCGUAUUCAACGCUCAGCAACGUCAUCCUCAAAAUUAUCAUAAAAUUGCACCCCCACAAUCACAACCCCAGCCAUUUUACCAAAAUUAUCAACUUCACAAUAAUCAUAAUAACCAUAACCUUAACAACAACCACAAUACUAUAAAUAACAACCAUAAUCCCAUUAACAACCACAGCCCUAACCAUAACCAACACAAGAAUCAUGGAUUCAAAGAGCCUGCACUGAAUGUACACGAGCUUGCUCCUCCCAAGAGGCUAUCGUCUUAUUACGUUCCCAACGAUCGUAUUUAUCCGAGACCACCAGGUAACAACAAACAAGUGUACGCGGAACAAAGACCUAAACCUUUUCUGGUGACCCCGGCAGAUCCGAUUCAACAACAACAACAACAACAAAAACUGCCGCAACACCACCAACAACAUAUACAACCUCAGCAGCAUCAGUUUAAGCCAUCGGUGGAAGCAGAUGAAUCCUCUGGAUACUUUCAGAAAUAUCCUGGUAUUGUGGAAAAUCAGAAAUUGUUCCCGGAAAUAUCGCAUUUCGCGCGACCGUUCGAGCAAACCAAUAACGAUCACAACGUGUUUAUAAAACCCAACCAGUUCGUGCACAACUUAAACGUAGGCACAGAAGUGCGGUUUGGCGUGCAAGAACAAGGCGGCGAUCAGCCCCGAAAACCUGUCUCAUCGUUGGACUUACCGGCAAGACCGGCGGUUCCGUUACAAGAAUUGCCGAAAAGACCGCUGGCGAUCCCGUCGGAAUUUUCUGCUAGACCGUCCAUUUCGUUGGAUCUAUCGACAAAUUCUGCAGGGUUUACGCAUCCUGCGACCAGACCGUUCAGCAAAUUUCAGACACAAUCUCCCAAAAAUGAAGAGUUAUAUCGGAUAUUCCCGGUAAAAGAAGUGAAUGCGUUGCCCACUUUCUUACCUACCCCGGUAACGUUGGUCCAUCAACCAAAGUUACCGUACUUCAAGGAACCGGUGGUAAACGGUGGAUCGUCUGAGUACGAUACACACGAGGAACUAGACGAGAACGAUUCUAGUGAACAAUACGACAUACUGAAGAGCCCGACGAAGCCAAUGGUGACCAGUACCACGACCACUAGUACGACUACUACCACGACACCGGCACCGCGGACGACGCGCAAGAGAAAGCCGUCAACAACCACGACAACCACCGUCGCACCGCCGUCCGAUGAUUACGAAGAGUACGCGGCGGUACCCAAUCGUCAACAGCUGCAGUUACAAGAGCUACAACAAGAAUACCAGCCGCAACGUGAUUACCAACAUCAUCGACCGGCGGCGGAACAUUACGAGACGACGGUGGUUACGACCACGACGGAAGCGGCAAGGGAAGAACGACCGGUACCACUACCGGUGUCGGUGAACAAGUACAAGAAAAAGAAACCGUUUCCGGUGUCCAGGCCCAAGGAACCACAGGAAACGGCGGCGGUCGACUUCGGCCAAGACGAAGUUCCGGAACGUCCAGUGACGUUUACACAGAGUCCUACGACUACGACUACCACGACCGCGGCUACCACUACGACCACGACAACUUCUGCGCCACCGCAAUCGUCAAGUGCCGAAACGGCGGUUGUCACGGAAUCACGACCAAAGAUCAAAAUCAAGUACGGAAACGGUACGCGACCGCGGUUCAGUAUCAAAGACUACAAAACCUCAACCACAUCAACGACCACGACCACUACGGAGAGACCACGAUCCUCGUUGGUAAGUCGGCGAACGACCACCACUACUGCCGCGACUCCAGAAACUGAUGCCGAGACCGUUGUCGACCAGCAGCAGACUACAAUUGCCGUCAAGAAAGUGUACAAACCUCGUGUUCGGCCCAACCGGUACAAGCAAGCGUUUACGGCCACUACGACCACCACGACCACCACGACGGAGGAACCGCAACAGCUUCAAGAAACCACGACGGAACGAUCGGGGGCGGCAUACCGUAGCAAAUACAAGCCCGGCAAGUAUUUAAACAGAUUGAGAACGAGUACCGAAGCGAUAACGGUGCAAGACGAGACAAUUGAACAAGUGGCGGUCACAGAACCGGCUAGACUGGCCGUGUAUUCAGCGAAACGGAAGACCGUACCGUCCACCAGGACGGCCAUGCCACCGCCAGCCAUGGUCACGGUCGCCGAACCAGAGAACAACGGUCUCAGGAGGAGCUCGUCCGUAUCGCCGCCGAUCGAUGCUUACGACUCCGCCGCGUCUUCUGAGUCCAUGAUGGACGCUGCGUCCUCCGAGGACAUGGACUACGUGGCUACCACGGUCGCGGUAACACUCCCCGCGUUGCCCAGACACAAGUACCACACUUCGUACGUGGCAGAACGGCCGCUACUACCCAUCGAAUCCUUCUUCCAAUCGUCGAUGGCCGGCAAGCAGCGGCGUCAUCAUCACGUACGGCGAUGAUCAUGCGAGCGCUCAACAUAACAAUAUCAUAACUUAAUCGCUACUAUUAUUAUAUUGUAAUAAAUUAUUUUAAUGUUGACAAAUGGCCAAGAAAGAUCCGACCACAAUAAAUUUAGAAUGAAAACAAAAUUAGAUUUUUCGUUAGAAUUAUUUUUGAAAAAACUCACCGAAACCCCACUUACAAAUAUUAUGUAUACUGGUCGGAUAAUUCUUGGCCAUCUUCGUUCAAUAGGUAUGGCACGAAUUAAAUAUUUCGUUAGGUACCUACGUCAUAAAACGUCGCUGAACUACAUAAUAUUUCAUAUUAUCAAUUAUUUCUAAUAUUAUUAAUAUAAUAUUAUAAUCGAUGUGACAUGAUCGUUGUAGUCCAUUGAUUUUUUUAGUCUUUAGAAUUAAUAUUGUACAUAAAAUUAAUAUUUUUGUAUUUAAUUUAAUUAUUUUUAUACAUAUAUAUAUAUAUAUAUAUAUUUCUUAUAUUUAACGUAUUUAUAUUAUAACUAUAUUAUCUUAGUAUCAUUAUCCGGUAAUACAAAAACGUAUUUAUUUAGAUAGUAAAAAUUAUUAUAAUUCCUCCACUAUACCUACUAUAAAUUAUUUAUCGCGUGUUCGGAAUAUUAUUGAAAACCCUUCUAUGAUACAAAACUGAAAAUUAUGAACACACACACAUAUGUAUAAUGUUUGUGUUUUCUAAAAUAUUCUAAUUGUACGAUAACUUUUUCGUUUACUAAUCAAUAACUCUAUAGAUUAUUUCUAUAAUAAUAUCGUUGAAUCAAUUUGAAUUGGAAUUACAUUUUUUACAUGAUAAUAAAAUUAAUUUUCACUGAACGUAUUAAAUUAUAGAAAACGCUGUAAUAUUGUACGGCGAAUAAUAGCAAUGAUAAUAAAAUUAUAAAAUUUAUGUGAAUAUUACUACACUCGUCAAAUAAUACAAUAUGUUUUGAAUCUAUUAAAUUAUAUAAUAUGGUUGUUAUUUUGUAUUAGAAAUUAGAAGUCGUAAAAGCGAUAGGUUAAAAUAUAAAAGUAAAAUAUAUUACACGAACACCCACACACACACACACACACAUAUAUAUAUAUAUAUGAAGGGCACAGAAAUAGGGUAGUCGUCCAUUUUUGAAAAUUCAUCGGCAGAACGAAACUUCUCUAUAAACGUAUGAACUGCGUUCUUUCAGUACAUCCAAUAUUAUUCAAUACUUAUCCAAGUGAAACCUUUUUUCGUCGAAUGAAACUCAAUAUUUGAUAUCGUAAUAGUCUCAAAGCGCCGUCGAAUGGCAACGCAUUAUUAUAAAAUUGAAAAAAAAAAAAAAUGAACUACAACCCUUCUUUCCUAGUGUCCUUCGUAAAUAUAUAUAAUAUAUUGUAACGUAGAAAAAUGAUAUGUACUUAUUUAUUUUUUACUAUUGUACAUCAAUUAUUAUUUUAAAAACGCUGCGGAUAAUCAUAUUAUUAAUAUAAACGAAGUUAACAUUAUUAUAUACUAUUGUAUUGUCGUAGAUCCAUAAUUUGUAUUGCUGAAUAAUAAUCAAAAUAAUAUUACAAUAUCCAUUUAAUAUAAUAAAUUUGAUCUAAUUCAAUAUUAUGUAAUAAUGUAUAAUUCACUAUGUACUAUAUACUUGUACUAUACUAUGUACUUCAUCAUUAUUACUCUCUGGAUAUUGUUAUGGUAUUUACCGAUUUUAAACGCCUUAAUAUACCUAAUAUUUUUUAUUUUAAUAUUAUAUACAUGUUAAAAAAAAAAAAACUUUGAUUAUUAUUGCUAAAUUAAAUUUCAC
Messenger RNA from Cinara cedri, 20542 nucleotides. NCBI's taxonomy places the organism in Eukaryota, Metazoa, Arthropoda, Insecta, Hemiptera, Aphididae. The record is from the annotation of a GenBank genome assembly.